AGACUGUGUAGUGAAUCACUUCUGUCUUUCCAGCUCUUUCUCAGUCCUCACCCCUUUACUUUGCCGACCAAACCGUCACAUCUGCUUAGCCCACUAGGGACUUUCUAUCAUUGUUACUAACCAAUAUCUACUGUUUGUUUGUGAUGUAUUUCUGGGAUUUUUAGUUAGUCAGUAAAUGAAUAAUUAAGCCAAUUUUGUAUAUUACUGAUUCGUUAUGAAAACUAGGGUUCGUGCAGAUUACCAAGAAUUGUACGACGUUUGGAAGGAAACUAAUCAGGUAACAAUUGAAAUAAUUUAUAGAAGACUGAUAAGAUACGAAAAUAUCUGAAGAGUCGAUUCGGGAAAUAUACUUUUUUUUUUUAUCGUGGUGCCCCGACUUCCUAGUUAAUUAAUGUUUACAUGAUUAGUUUAAUCACAUAAUAAUAAUUACACUGAUAAUUGAUUUUAUAAAAUAACAGUCUUUACAUUUAAUGAUAGUCACAGACACGACACUCUUAACCGCUAGGUUACCUGCCACCCCCAGGAGGAAUCACAAAAUUCCAUCCAGGUCAGCAGGAGAGAUGAGCCAAUGUAUUAUAUCAGACACAGAAGAGAAAGCAAAACAUUCGGCUCCCUAAAAUCUUCUGAUCGGGCAGGGCCACUCUGGUCUACUUAAAGCCCCUCUGGCGAGCUAAAUAGCCCAGAGUCAACUGUUCCCUCUCUCGCGUGAGCAUGCCAGAGAUUAUUGAGGAACUGUGAGGUCGCACGAGAGAGGGAACACCCCCUUAUACAGACAGUAUCCUUGACACCAUCGCUGAUUGUAUUUCUGAACAAAUAUUCCAGCACUGUUUAGGGACUUGGCUUUAUUGCUGUUUAAAAACGAUAACGGAAAAUUUACGGGGUGUGUCCUCUUGUCCAAAUUUAGGAUGACAGAACAUUUAAAGAGGAGUAUUUAAUGUUUUUUUUCCAGAUGUAAAGUAAAAGGUAAAUAGAAGAGACAACACAUUCAUUGCUAAAUCCAAAGAUGGGGAAUACACAGAGUGUCCUUGAGAAGAAAGGAUACACUAUCCUGAGGAAGGUAGAGAAUGGUGUCAUUGCUACUGACAAAAAUGGGGACCAGUUUGUCAUUAAAGAGAUCAAACGGAAUGAGAACUCAGUCAUGAACUCCAGUGCUGGAGACAUAAUCGAUGAGGUUGAAACUCUCCUGCAGAUAAAUCACCCCCAUAUUUCAAGCCACAAGAACUCUUUCCAAGAUGAUGAAAGUUACUUUGUAGUGAUGGACCAUUGUGACGGUGGAAAUCUUGCACAGAAGAUCAAAGAGGGGAACCCAUUUUCAGAAGAACAGAUCAUGGACUGGUUUGUCAAGAUCUGCAUGGCCCUGAAGCAUGUCCAUGGCCUGGGCCUUCUUCACAGAGACCUCAGACCACAGAAUAUAUUCCUCACAAAAUUUGGGACACUUUGUUUGGGAGAUUUCGGAAGAGUCAAUGAAAAUGCUUCCCCAUCUGGAUCUUCAGACGAUGGAAUGGUGGGUUAUUUAGGCCCAGAGAUUCUGACUGGUGGAAUUUAUGACACUAAAAGUGAUAUUUGGUCCUUGGGAUGUGUGCUGUAUGAGUUGUGUACGCUUCAGAGUGCAUUCACUGCAGCAAGCACAAUCAAGCUCAUUCCCAAAAUACUGGGGGGUCCUUACCCAUCUCUCCCAGAGAGUUCACCUGAGCUCCAUCGACUACUGUGUGACAUCUUCCAACAAGAACCGACCAGUAGACCUUCAGCUGGUGAAAUCCUGGCAAAACCCUUCAUUAUUAGUUUCCUCACAAAAAAGAAUGAAAAAACUGUGAAGGAGCUCCAGACAAACUUGAACAUUCUGAGAACUCUGGCAGACGGCUUGGAGUGUGUGCACCAGGGCACCACCAUAGGCAGUCUGACUGGAGGUGUUAUUGGGGCAGCUGGAGGAAUCACUUCCAUAGUAGGCCUCAUCCUGGCUCCCUUCACUCUGGGCGCCUCCCUGAUCGUUACAGGAGUGGGUGUUGGGGUGGCUGUCGCUGGUGGAGCCACAGCCGGAGUAUCCAACAUUACCAACAUGGUCAAUCAGUCUACCGACCGCAAAGCCAUCAACAACAUCAUCAAGGAGUUCCAGGAGAAGAUGAACUCUGUGGUGACAUCUCUACAAAACAUCGCUGAGGGUUUGGAGACACCGCAGAUGAGUGGCUCCUUUACCACAGAAAGAGGCAUUUUAAAUGCAGAGAAGCUAGCAAAUGCUGGGGCGAGGGUUGGGAGGGGCCUAGGGAGCAUCCCAGAGCUUGUCCGAUUGGUCCAUGUGGCCUCCAUUGGCAAGGUGGCAGCUCAAACUGCUAGGGCAGUGCGUGUUCUAGAGAUGGCAACAGGAAUAUUCUCUGCUUUCUUUGUAGCAGUUGAUAUCUUCUUCAUCGCCAUGGAUGCAAAAGAGAUCCACAACAUACGACAGGCGAAGGCUGAGAAACAGUCUAGUGAUAGCAGUAAGUUACACUUGAUGGACACAGACUCCAUGACUAAGCUGAACCCUGAAUGUGAAGAACCAAAGGCUGAGGUCAAGUCAGAGGCCAUGAAGUUCACCCAGACGAUCAGACAGACAGCUGAUCAGCUACAGCAGAGCCUGGACGAGCUAAGUGACGUCAUCUCAUUCAUUCCUAAGAUAGAGGGCUGACACUUAGACAAUUUAAACUAUACUCAGUUGUAGUGAUUGUAAAAGAAUCAGAAACAAGAAAUAGAGCAGAUUGAAUCAGUCCUUGAUACACAAUUUAACUGUAAAACACAGGUGUGGGAGGUGCGACUUUGACACCCAGAUAAGCCUUUAGGUUUUAAUUGUGAGCAAAAUCCCUUUUCUGUUCUUCAAUUCUUGCAAAAAUCAGCUAUGAUAAUAAGUAGGUUGUAGAAACAUAAGUAUACAGUAUAUCUCAGCUUUAGUACUGAAGCACUUUCCUUUCAGGUUAUUACAGUUGACAUGAUUUGAUCUGUACAUUUUUUUCUCACGUAAAAUGAUAUCAGGUGUAUUACACAACUACAAAAGUGUCAGUUGUUUCAAUCUAAUAAUAGCCUACAUGAAAUGGUGAUGGUGAUUGUAUAAAAGUGUAAUUGUUGCAAAGAAAGAUUUAUACAUUUUUAUGAAAUUAUCCUGGGUAAACAACAUAUAUAAUACAAUCAUAAUCUAUAAAUGUCUGCUUACAAAAAUAAAAAGGAUGUUUUAAACUCAAUAUACCUUCUGUCUUAAUUGAACAUAUUUAACAGAUCAUAUAGAAAAAAUAAAAAUUAACAAACAUCUUUUUUGUCCAACUUCUGCUGUGUGUCACGCCUUGGUCAAUAUGUUUUGUGUUUUCGUUAUAUAUUUUGGUCAGGCCAGGGUGUGACAUGGGUUAUGUGUUGUGUUCGUAUUGGGGUUUUAUUGCAUUGGGAUUGUGAAUGAUUAGGGGUGUGUCUAGUUAGGCUUGGCUGCCUGAGGCGGUUCUAAAUCAGAGUCAGGUGAUUCUCGUUGUCUCGGAAUGGGAACCGUAUUUAGGUAGCCUGGUUUCGCUGUGUAUUUUGUGGGUGAUUGUUCCUGUCUCUGUGUAGUUUCACCAGAUAGGCUGUAAUAGGUUUCACGUUCCGUUUGUUGUUUUUGUAUUGAGUUAUUUCAUGUAUCGUUUCGUUUUCAUUCAUUAAAGAUCAUGAGUAACAAACA
Oncorhynchus keta (chum salmon) is the source of this 3670-nucleotide messenger RNA. Its product is annotated as probable serine/threonine-protein kinase DDB_G0284251. Gene Ontology annotation, biological process: lipoprotein metabolic process; protein phosphorylation; lipid transport. Gene Ontology annotation, molecular function: protein tyrosine kinase activity; ATP binding; lipid binding. Gene Ontology annotation, cellular component: extracellular region. NCBI's taxonomy places the organism in Eukaryota, Metazoa, Chordata, Actinopteri, Salmoniformes, Salmonidae. The record is from RefSeq and is a predicted model, not a curated record.